Messenger RNA from Oryzias latipes (Japanese medaka), 1925 nucleotides. The record is from RefSeq and is a predicted model, not a curated record. Lineage: Eukaryota; Metazoa; Chordata; Actinopteri; Beloniformes; Adrianichthyidae.
UGCGUCAUCACCUCAGAACCCGGAAGCGGGUGCAGAUCCAGGUUUCUGCGCACUCAGGUUUUUCCAGCAGCGCUGUUGUGAUUCUGAGGACCUCCUGUCAAAAAUGUUGAAGGCAGUUAUUUUAAUCGGAGGACCCCAGAAAGGCACCAGGUUCCGGCCGCUGUCCUUCGAGGUGCCCAAACCCCUGUUCCCUGUAGCCGGGGUCCCCAUGCUGCAGCACCACAUCGAAGCCUGUGUCAAGGUUCCAAAUCUGAAGGAGAUUCUCCUGAUCGGCUUCUAUCAGCCAAACGAAGAACUCAACAGGUUCUUGUUCAGUGCGCAGCAGGAAUUUAAAAUCUCCAUCAGGUACCUGCAGGAAUAUGCGGCGCUGGGCACGGGGGGCGGCAUCUACCACUUCAGAGACCAGAUUGUGUCUGGGAGUCCAGAGGCUUUCUUCGUGCUGAAUGCGGACGUCUGCUCGGCGUUUCCCCUCGCAGAGAUGCUCCGCUUCCAGAAGGAGCACGGCGAUCCCGGCAGCUCUGUGAUCCUCGGAACCACAGCAAACAGGAAGCAGUCCAUGAAUUACGGCUGCAUUGUGGCAAAGGAGGAGACCAGCGAGGUGCUGCAUUACGUGGAAAAACCCAGCACGUUCGUGAGCGACAUCAUCAACUGUGGCAUUUACCUGUUUCAUCCGGAGAUCUUCCAGCACAUCGGAGCCGUUUUCCAGAAGAACCAGCAGGACAUGUUGCUAUUUCCAUUUGAUGGAGAGGAGCCGACCAACGGCUGGCACCGAGCGGAGGUCAUCCGGCUGGAGCAGGACAUCUUCACGGCUCUGGCGGGACAGGGCAAACUCUACGUUUACAAAACGCUGGGCUUCUGGAGCCAGAUCAAAUCUGCAGGGUCUGCUAUUUAUGCAAGUCGGCUGUACCUGGACCAGUACCACAUCACCCAUCCUGAGCGGCUGGCCUCCAACAAGGCGGGAGGACCCAAAAUCAGCGGUAACGUCUACAUUCAUCCCACGGCCAACAUUGAUCCCACCGCCGUGCUGGGACCCAACGUGUCCAUCGGUACCGGAGUUAGCAUUGGUGCCGGGGUCAGAGUCCGAGAAUCCAUCAUUCUCCAUGGUGCAACUCUGCAGGACCACUGUUGCGUUCUGAACAGCAUUGUGGGAUGGGACAGCACCAUUGGCAAGUGGUCGCGGGUCGAGGGGUCUCCAAGUGACCCCAACCCAAACGACCCGUUUGCAAAAAUGGACAGCGAGACGCUCUUCAGGGACGGAAAGCUCACACCGUCCAUCACCAUUCUGGGUUGUAACGUAUCGAUUCCCUCCGAGGUGAUCGUACUGAACUCCAUCGUCCUCCCACACAAAGAUCUCAACCGCAGCUUCAAGAACCAGAUCAUCCUCUAGCUCCUCCUCCUCCUCCUCGACGAAGAACGCUGCUGUUCACACUUUUUGUACAUAAGAUGAAUCUGAAGAGUUUUUGAAGAACUAUUUUUAGUUCACAGGUUUUGGGUGUUAACACUGAUCACUUUUUAUGAACUUCCAUGGGUCAAGCACACGCUGCUGGAUUUGUUACUGAAUGAAGAAGAGAUUUUUUUUUUUCCAAGGUUUUUUCGGACGAUCCGGACUUUUGCUCAAACUGAAGUCAUCAGAAAAUAAAAAUCACUUCCCACAACUGUGGCUAAUUUUUGAAGGUGAUGAUUGUUGCUGGGCUCUGAUUGAAAGCUUUCAGCUGCUUCAUUAUGGGCCUCAGAGCGGCGCCUGAAUGCAUCAGCGGGGGGGAAAUUUAAACUGCAAUCAAGUGACGCUGGCUUUUAAAACGAGCCCCUCGCCAGGAUCCACACACUUCACGUUUUUGCGUUUGCAAUCACUGCAGACGCUGUUCUUAUUUAUUAAUGCAGCACAUUAGGGUUCACUUAUUAAAGCCGCAGUCUCUCUCAGUUAA